AUGCAUAUAGCGCAUUCCGCUACCUAUUACAUUUUGGCGAAUACAAAGAAAGCAAAGCGUCGAGAAGCGAAUAUUAGCCCAAUUUUGAAUACGAAAAACAAAAAUAUCGGUGAUAUCACAGAGACAAAUAUUGUAAUAGCAUAUUCAUCGCCGACAAUGGAUGAAGCCAUGAAAAGUUCAUCAAAUGAUCAGACACCGAUCGGAUCAGCUGAAAAAGAUUCACCUGAGAAGAUCAUUACAUCGCCUGAGUUUGAAACUAAAACAGAUGAUGUACUGAUGAGAGUAACGGGAGGAAGUUAUGGCUCAGGAUUUUCGCCUAAUCCAGGAGCAAAUCCAAAUGCUCAUAAGUCUCAACCAGCUAGACUAUUGACUGCGGAAUCAGUACAAUAA
Thelazia callipaeda (thelaziosis nematode) is the source of this 390-nucleotide messenger RNA. The record is from the annotation of a GenBank genome assembly. NCBI's taxonomy places the organism in Eukaryota, Metazoa, Nematoda, Chromadorea, Rhabditida, Thelaziidae.